Molecule: messenger RNA, 651 nt
Organism: Symbiodinium sp. CCMP2456
Lineage: Eukaryota; Dinophyceae; Suessiales; Symbiodiniaceae
Source: the annotation of a GenBank genome assembly
AUGGCCUUCCACCAUCAGUUCUGGCAGGUUGAAGAGCAUGCAUACGACCUCAUCAACUGUUGGUGCUGCGGCAUUUCUGCAACCCCCUGCCUCGAUCCGUGUUGCCUCACCAAAGACAAAUGCUGCUGCUGCACCCACGGCUGCACAAGCGGACAAGACUGCAACGGGGAGAAAGGCUGGCUCUUCUCAACCGAUAAGUGCUGCUGCUGGAUCAGCCAUUUCUCCCUGCACAAGAUGGGCUGUGCACUUUGCAACGUGCAUUGCUGGGGCGAGCCCUAUCCGGGAAAUGAUGACCCAGACAUGAACUUCCUGCCUCCUCUCUGCUGGUGUUUCCACUGCUGCUGCUUCGCCCAAGCCCUCGGGAGCUUCUUCCCGGCGUGCUACCAGGAUAACAAGCUCUGUAUCUGGGAGGGCAAAACCACGACCGGGUCCAACUGUUGGUCAGACGAGGGCUUCUGCCACAGCCAUGCCAAGGUCUGCUGCUGCCCGCUGCUGCUCCGGUGCGAGCUCCCUCCAAACGAGCGUAUCGGCUGUGGCUUUUGCAUGGGCUCGGGCUGGCAUUCCGAUUCCGAGGUGGAGGAAGAGACGGAGAGGCUCCUGAAGAAAGCCGGACACCCUGAGCAGCAGGAAAUGCGCCACCUCCAACACUAA